GCGCUUCCCCCUCCCUUCUCCCCCUCCCUCGAGUGUCCAGGUUCCUCCGCUAGCCCAGGCCGAGUCAGUGUCAGUCAGGGAGCCGGACUGCCGAACGGUGUGUGCGGACGCUCCGCUGCAAUCUAGCCCAGGGGCCGGUGCCUGCGCUCGCGCCGCCGGGUGGGAAGGAUGAAGCCGCAGCUGGAGCAGCCACCCUAUGAUUGGCUGUGGCGCUUGUGAACCCGAAGUAAAGAUGGCGGGCGGGCAGGCAGCCGCCGCACUGCCCACUUGGAAGAUGGCGGCGCGCCGCAGCCUCAGCGCCCGCGGCCGGGGGGUCCUGCAGGCGGCGGCCGGGCGGCUGCUGCCGCUGCUACUGCUGAGCUGCUGCUGCGGCGCGGGCGGCUGCGCAGCAGCGGGCGAGAACGAGGAGACGGUGAUCAUCGGCUUGCGGCUGGAGGACACGAACGACGUGUCGUUCAUGGAAGGGGGGGCGCUGCGAGUGAGCGAGCGGACCCGGGUGAAGCUGCGGGUGUACGGGCAGAACAUCAACAACGAGACGUGGUCCCGCAUCGCCUUCACCGAGCACGAGCGGCGGCGCCACAGCCCGGGCGAGCGCGGGCUGGGGGGUCCCGCGCCGCCAGAGCCGGACAGCGGCCCCCAGCGCUGCGGCAUCCGCACCUCAGAUAUCAUCAUCUUGCCCCACAUCAUUCUCAACCGCCGUACAUCGGGCAUCAUUGAGAUCGAGAUCAAACCGCUGCGCAAGAUGGAGAAGAGCAAGUCCUAUUACCUGUGCACAUCGCUCUCCACGCCAGCCCUGGGCGCCGGCGGCCCGGGGUCCGCAAGUGGCGCGGUCGGGGCCAAGGGCGGCUCCGGGGUGGCCGGGCUCCCGCCGCCCCCGUGGGCCGAGACCACCUGGAUUUAUCACGACGGCGAGGACACCAAGAUGAUAGUGGGCGAGGAGAAGAAGUUUCUGCUGCCCUUCUGGCUGCAGGUGAUCUUCAUUUCGCUGCUCCUGUGCUUGUCGGGCAUGUUCAGCGGCCUCAACCUGGGGCUGAUGGCCCUGGACCCGAUGGAGCUGCGCAUCGUGCAGAACUGCGGCACAGAGAAGGAGAAGAAUUACGCCAAGCGCAUCGAGCCCGUGCGCAGGCAGGGCAACUACCUGCUGUGCUCACUGCUGCUGGGCAACGUGCUGGUCAACACCACGCUCACGAUCCUGCUCGACGACAUCGCCGGCUCUGGCCUCGUGGCGGUGGUGGUCUCCACCAUCGGCAUCGUCAUCUUCGGGGAAAUCGUGCCCCAGGCCAUCUGCUCCCGGCACGGCCUGGCUGUAGGGGCCAACACCAUCUUCCUCACCAAGUUUUUCAUGAUGAUGACCUUCCCCGCUUCUUACCCGGUUAGCAAGCUGCUGGACUGCGUCCUGGGCCAGGAGAUAGGUACUGUCUAUAACCGGGAAAAACUGCUGGAGAUGCUCCGGGUCACCGACCCCUACAACGACCUCGUUAAGGAGGAGCUGAACAUCAUCCAAGGGGCGCUGGAGCUCCGCACCAAGACAGUGGAGGACGUGAUGACUCCGCUCCGGGACUGCUUCAUGAUCACCGGCGAAGCCAUUCUGGACUUCAACACCAUGUCGGAGAUCAUGGAGAGCGGCUACACUCGUAUUCCAGUGUUUGAGGGGGAGCGCUCCAACAUCGUGGACCUCCUCUUUGUCAAAGACUUGGCCUUCGUGGAUCCAGAUGACUGUACUCCCCUGAAAACCAUCACUAAAUUUUAUAACCACCCCUUGCACUUUGUUUUCAAUGACACCAAGUUGGACGCUAUGCUGGAAGAAUUUAAGAAAGGUAAAUCUCACCUGGCUAUUGUGCAGCGAGUAAACAAUGAGGGAGAAGGGGACCCAUUUUAUGAAGUUCUGGGAAUUGUCACAUUAGAAGAUGUGAUUGAAGAAAUCAUCAAAUCUGAGAUUCUAGAUGAAACAGAUUUAUACACUGAUAACAGAACGAAAAAGAAAGUGGCCCAUCGUGAAAGAAAGCAAGAUUUUUCCGCCUUCAAGCAGACAGACAGCGAGAUGAAGGUUAAAAUAUCACCACAGCUUCUCUUGGCCAUGCACCGUUUCCUAGCAACAGAAGUAGAAGCAUUUAGCCCAUCCCAGAUGUCAGAGAAGAUCCUUCUAAGGCUGCUAAAGCACCCCAAUGUCAUCCAGGAACUGAAGUAUGAUGAGAAGAACAAGAAAGCCCCAGAAUACUACCUCUACCAGCGAAACAAACCUGUAGACUACUUCGUUCUCAUUUUGCAGGGGAAGGUGGAAGUAGAAGCUGGGAAAGAAGGUAUGAAAUUCGAAGCCAGUGCUUUCUCCUACUAUGGUGUGAUGGCCCUCACAGCCUCUCCAGUUCCUUUGUCCCUGUCUCGUACCUUUGUUGUCAGCAGAACAGAGUUGUUAGCAGCAGGUUCUCCAGGUGAAAACAAGUCGCCGCCUCGCCCAUGUGGCUUGAAUCACUCAGACUCUCUCAGCCGAAGUGACCGGAUUGACGCGAUAACGCCGACACUGGGGAGCAGCAAUAAUCAGCUCAAUUCUUCGUUCCUUCAAGUCUACAUCCCCGACUACUCCGUGCGAGCCCUUUCUGACCUUCAGUUUGUUAAGAUCUCAAGACAGCAAUACCAAAAUGCCUUGAUGGCAUCCCGGAUGGACAAAACUCCUCAGUCUUCAGACAGUGAAAACACUAAAAUUGAAUUGACUCUUACGGAGCUGCACGACGGGUUGCCAGACGAGACAGCCAACCUGCUCAAUGAACAGAACUGUGUGACACACAACAAGGCCAAUCACAGCCUGCACAGCGAAGGUGCCAUCUAGGGCGCCCCCCCACCAACCCUCGCCCCCACUCCCGAGGCCUCAGGCCAGCUGACCGUGAAUCCCAUUAGCGUGAGCUUGUGUGCCGUGCUGCGUCCUGCAACAUCCUGAGACCAAAGACUUUGUUCCCUUCCUGGAAGCAGCAGAGGAGGACGGUGAGGGUGGACUGGAGACCAGAGGUGUGAGAUCGACAGCUAGGGCAUGGCAUCCGAGAUGGUGGAGACGAGCCUCUUCCACCCAAAUAGAAUCAUGUUUAUUUUUUCAGUUGUACCUUUUAUUCCUUAUUCACUCUCCUCCUUCCUCAAUUUGCAUGAAGUUGAAAAUUGUUGCGGUUUAUUAUUUUUUUGUCCCCCAAGAGAUCAUGUUUUUAAAAAGUGUCUUUUGCAGAGUUUUACGUUGUUGUGUCUGAACUCUGCUGUGACUCCAUGAUGUGACCCGCACAGAAUGGACUUGCUCCUGGGUCCUCGUAGGGAGGGGUGCACUUCCUCUGCACCCAGCGGGUGUCGCUGUGGAACUUGAAGGAUGAAUGAAGAAAGCGGUCGAUGCCAACCCGCCACGUCUGUCCCACUGUGGGGUGGAGCCUGCACGGGGGGGGCCUGCAGCCGCCUCUGUGAGCUCAGUGUUGUUUUAAGUUAAUGUUUAACCGUGUCCCUUCCCCUCAGAAAGGUUUAACAUUUGCUUGGAAUGUGAUUUUGCUCCUACUCUAAGGAAUUUUUAUCACCAAAAUGAAUGUUAAUGAAUUUUAAACCCAUGGUUUAUCAUUGGCAAGAGGCAAGGUGACUUCACCCCGACAUUCCUACAGCCUGGAUUCUCCUCCGGCCCAGCCAGGCCUUCUCCCCAGCUUACCGAGCGCCGUCACCCACCUCCCCGUCCUCGCUCUUGUUAACCCAGGAUGCUGCUACACAGAUGCCAAAUGGAAAUCUUCCACAGGGCUUUUGAGUAAUCAUGUGGUGUGGAGUUCAAGCUCCUCCCCUUCCCACCGGGACCUCUGUCAUGGUCAGAAAAGGAGUCGGCUUCCAGCCAUGCCUUGAGGGCACUUCUAGACCCGUGGGUUUAAAGGAGGGAACUUCGGGGUCUGCCAGCUCCCACCCCUGCUCCCAGGGAGCCAGCUGCCCCUCUUCCCCCUCUGUCCCUGGGCCCCUGGGGGGCCGGGCAGUGGCCGUGUCCCUCGCCUGAGGACCUCGGUGCCUCCCGCCUCAGAUGCGGCCCACAACAGAGAGGCUGCCUGUAUGGCCAGGGCUGCCUGAACGGCGUGGCCCCGAACAGGGAUUCAGAAACCAAAUGCGUGUUGCGGCCGUUUCGUGUGUGCGUCCGCCGCCUUUUAAUGCCAAAUUCAUCACGUGUAGUGAAAUUAAUGUCAGGAGGUAUUUCUUGAGUGACUGAAUUCUUACCUAUCUUAUCUGUUUGAAGUGUUACCCGAGGGAUGUGUGCAUUUUGGUGGCAACGCUCGUACACGGAGUUGAAUCCAUACUGACGGCAGUGCUCGUGUAGAGCUGCCACUCCGUGCUGCCUCUAGUCACUAGCCAAGAAGAUAGCGUUUUGUCCGCGGGGUCUCACUGAACGAAGGGAAGCCCCGGGCCAAGCGGCGGUUUCCUCCUCCCUCCUCAAGAGCCCCACUGUUCCUCUGUGAACCCGAAAGCUCCGCGAGAGUCUGGGGAACAGAGAAGGGAUUCCAGCUGCCAGCUCCUUGACUUCAGAGAGAAACAGAACUUCUCAACACCGUCAUACCUGCUCAGUGUGGUGGCUGUUUGAAAAGUCCUCUGUAAAGUGCUGGCAGGGGUGGCUUUGCAGUGGGGGCUUCUAGAGGAUGAAAUUUUAGCCUCCCAAGUUUGCACUUAUUUUCUGUAAGCCACUCUUUACCUUUGAUUAUUCCCAUUAUUCUGUAACAACAGGGAAUCCAAAAUAAUUCCUGGCUCUAGUUCCAUCUGCUUUGGGGAAAAGCUCAAGACCCUUCCAGUAACACUCAGUGUCAUGAGCGAUCAGAUUCCUCUUCCAGGCCCCACUUUGCCUCUGGAAACUAACUUUAGGCUGUUGAAGGAGAAAUGCUGGCUCAUUGCUUCUCUGGGCAUUGGAAUGAUUUUAGCUUAGAAGUUCUAUGCAGUUACAUCUAUAAAGUCAACGAGUCUGGCAGAGAAAGCCCAUCAAAUACUUGAGAUCCCCACGUGCAGUAGUCAGUUCUUAGCACCACCAGUAGACCAUCUUUUACUGGGGCUGCUGGCUUUGUAAGCGUGGAAGAGAGUGGGCUGUGGAGCAGACACAGGUCCUGGUGUCCUCAAUGCUGCUGGAGCUCUCGUUGUCAGACCCAGGGCCUCUCCCUAGUGGCUUCCGUGGCCCCUGCUUUGGGCCCUGGCUCUGUGGGACCAGACAGGGCCUCCUCCUGCUCUGAGCCACUGUAGCAUCUCAAAUGUUCCAUCUGAAACUGGAUCCCUAGUAUCCAGAUGUUCCCAAGACCGUCUGCUUUGGCUUUAUACAUAAGAGGGGUGUGUGUGUGUGUGUGUGUGUGUGUGUGUGUGUGUGUGUGUGUAUACGCAUUUCCUACUGCCUUACACGUUCUUUCCCUUUAUUUCUCUCUGUUCCACAUUCAUCAGGCGAGUCUAAAAUUAUAUAUUUAAAUUUUCAGGAAAACAUAAUGUUAAGAUUCGCACAUGGAUACUGGGAUGCUAGUCAACUAGUUUAAGCCUUGGUUCUUACAUAAUAUACAUUUCAAAGGGCAUUCUACUUUGUCCUUCCCUCCUUCCUCACCUCACUUAACAGGAGAGAGCUCAGUGCCCAUGCUGACAUGAUUGGCUUCUCCAAGUGGGAGGAAAUAAGGCAUCUUGCUAUUAUCUGACGUUACUUUAAGGAACAUCUGUGCAAAGGCUGAAUGCAGAACUUCACACUAGUAUGGAACAUUAACUGUGAAUAUAUUUACCUGUGCUAUCCCCAGUACCAUGUGACUAAAGGACCAGCUUUUCCAAGUCGAGGAAAAUAGUGGUAGAUACAAGUAGGAUUGCAUUUUAUCUAGGAAUUGAAGUUAACAGGAAUUGGGGCUAUGCGGGGACUGUGAACUUCUGCCCUCAAAUUCUCUUGGGUUGUGGAGCAGACCUAAGUAAGGCCCUGGCUGACUGAGCCUUUGUCCUGGCUGGUCAGAAAUAAGAACAAACCCCAAUCCUGAAAACCAGCCAGGGAUCUGUGGCCCUUUUCAUCUUUCCUGGCCCAGGAGCCCAAGAUUCCUGCAGUGUUUCCCAGAGGUGCUCCCCAACAAAAGACCCCUGGGCUGGCAAAGGAAGGGUGCUUACCAAACAAGAAGCUUCCAGGGAGGAUUGGCUUGGCACACAUCACACGACCCAAGUUCUCUGGUGGCAUGGGCAGCGGGAACAACUUCCCUGUCAACUUUUGACCCCAGGACAGAGUUUUCUUGCGGGCGGGCGGGGGUGGGGGGGGUGGGGGGGUGGGGUGGGGGUUGACUGAGCUGGCAGUUCAAGGUGCAGAGGCUUCUGGGGUACAAGUGCUCCAUUUCUCAGGAUGCAGUUCCUGGGUCAGGUUUGGUUCUACUCUAGGCUCCAGGCUGGUGGUGCUUCUGUCCAGCAAGGAAGGACAUCUGGGUGAGUUACAGGUUAAUCCAGACGUAGGAGAGAUUUGGGGAACUCAGUAGGUACGUGGUUUAGGGUGAUUCAGAAACUUUCCGAUGUAAAUUUAUCAAGGAGCAACGUACUCAGUGGAUUUUUAUUAUCUCAGGGCCAUUUACAAAUCUUUAUCUUUUCGUAUUUCUUUUGUAUUCAAGUGGGCUGAUAAGAGAGAUGAGUUCAGAGAACUCUAAAAUGAGGUUCCUUUGCCUCAUUUGAGGGUGAGUGGUGCACCUUUGCCAAGCCUGCUGAUGUCACUGUCCCUCAAGGCUGCGGCAGUGGACCUUUUUCCUCUACCACCUGCAGACAUUCUCCCUGCAGUGAAUGCUUACUUGCUGGUUUUCCUUCUGCCGUGUCUGAAGGCUCCAGGGCCCCUGGUCAGCCCUAGGGACGGAAGGAGACGAUGGGAAUUCGCAGCAACUGCAGAGCUUGGAACUUUUCUCGUGCCAUCUUGGGCCAGGGACUUUCUUGGCUUCUUAGACCUUUGUGGUUGGCUCAGCUUUCUGUCUGCAUAUGCUAGAGCUACCGACGUAAUUUCACUAGAACCGUUGUAAAUAUCCUUUGAUGGGAAAUACCAGGCUGUACUUGAAGCAACACAGGAACAAAGGUUCUAGUAGCAAGAGAGUAAAGUUCUAGGAAUCUGUAUACCAAGGUUUUUAUGUACACAGCUCCAACACAUACUAUCAGAAAGACUUGAAUGAGUACACGUCUUUGAGUUUGAAUACCUGUUGGGGUAUUAAACAUACACUGGAAGAAUGACUUGCCUCACUUGGCAGGGGAUCUUCUGGCAUUUAUCCCCAUCUGACCAAUAUGGAGUCACUUGGGAAGUGAUUCUUUUGGGGCCAGAUUCUUCUUCAGGUUCACCCUGGAGAGAAUUAUUACAUGGACCUGGUGGGGCUUGGCUGCCUUCCCUUUGUGUUGGAGGCCCAGGCCCCUUGGUAUACACAGCUGGUCUCAGGCUCCCAGAGCAGAAGGGAGUGGGAAAGAAUAAGGCAUCAGGACUUGGAUUCCCCAGAGAGCCCCAUCCUAGCUUCUGAUUCAUGAUUCCAUAUCUGGAGUCUACUGUGAAGGUGGAGUGUAUCAGUCCAUUGACUUCUCUUGUUUCUGGAGUCCUUUAAAUCUACAAAUGUAUAUGCUUUAUUUUAUAUUAUUAUUUAUUAUGUACAUAUGCCUCUACUGUUAGUACAUUGUCUGUGACUAAGACAUUUCCUAGAGCCCCUCAUCCAUGGAGCCUAGGGUUCUGUUGUCCCUUAAAGUGGGUGAGAAGGCAGUGGUUUUGUUUGUUUUUGUCAUAAAGAGGUUGCUGCUCUUAACGUUGACCCUAGCAUCCUGGCCCCUUUCAUCCGGCCCACCACUACUCCUGAUGGACAAAUGUUUGGGAUGAUGAUGGAGGCAGGGCUCCCAAGUACCUCCAUGAAAUACUUGAGGUUCUGGUGACUGGGUCUAUUCUGUAUGCAAUUGAUGGUAUGUAGCAUGGCUGUGAGACCAGAGUGUCCUUCCUCACUCCCACCCUCCCAAGCCAGGUUGGCAAACUGGCCAUUUCCCACCUUGGAUUGCAGAAUCCAUCUCUCUGGACCAUGGAAGCUGCCUGCCCAUCUGGGCUUCUAAUAUGCCUUUUCUUGGUUUUGAGGCCCAAUGCCAGUAUUGCCUUGGCCCUCAAAUAAGACCCUGCUUUGUGUCUGAUUUUCACCCUCCUCAGCCUUUACUGUGUCAUAGUGUACAUUUCAUGCUUUUCAGCAGUGAAGUUUUCCAAGCACAGUAUUGAGAGCUGUGUACAUAAACCUAAAGAAGCACAAAUGACAUGUAUAGGUUUCAUGAGUUGAUUGUCAUAAUGAAUGCAUUUUAUAAUUCACAUGAUGUUGUAGAUUUACAAUCUCUCCUAUUUAUUUUGUACCAAUUUAUUUGUAAAUUUUGUGAUUGUUUUAAAAAGUUUUUGUUCAUUUCUAUUAUUCUAUUUAGAUAAAUGAUGAUUUUCUGUUCACCCUUC
This is a messenger RNA of Acinonyx jubatus (cheetah), 8413 nucleotides long. It is a transcript of the gene CNNM2, whose product is annotated as cyclin and CBS domain divalent metal cation transport mediator 2. Bases 197 to 2824 code for a protein of 875 amino acids. Gene Ontology annotation, biological process: magnesium ion homeostasis; transport. Gene Ontology annotation, cellular component: plasma membrane. The record is from RefSeq and is a predicted model, not a curated record. The transcript has 9 exons. Gene Ontology annotation, molecular function: magnesium ion transmembrane transporter activity. NCBI's taxonomy places the organism in Eukaryota, Metazoa, Chordata, Mammalia, Carnivora, Felidae.